UGGAAAUUACAUUCUUAACGCGCAUGCGCAUUUACUCCUACGUAUAUCAAUGGAAGUAGUGUUUCGUUUUCAGAUGCCAUCAGAACUACUUUACCUUGUGGUGUUAUUUGUUAUUACUAGUAAUAGAUGGACAGCACGGUUGUUAUAUCUUCGGAUAAACAAUUGCAACGCUAUUUGGGCUCCCUAAGUAAGUGUAUGACUGGGUAUUUGGUUCAAAGGAUGUCCAGCUGUUUGUCCCGAUCCCGCACAAUCACGGCGUACGAAGCACAGGUCAUCACAUCCCAGCCUACAGACAUGCAGAAAGCCUCUAGGCUGAUGCAGAUUGUCAUUAAAAAAGGUCAAAGUGCAUGCAGUUCGUUCCUCACAUGCCUUGGAAUUUGUGACCCGGUGUUGUAUGAGAAUGUUACAGGAUUCCCAGCACAAUUUAAUGAAGAGGACCAUCAACAUGUAGAGCAAAUUCCUCUCUCAGAAAAAUUGCAAUUUACACCUUGUAUUAUAAACAUACAAAACUCUUCCCUGACCAACUGUAUUAUUGGGAACAACAAUCGCCAGUGCAUUACCUGUGACCAGCAUUCUUUGCUUGCUCAGAAUGAUGAAACUAAUGUGAAUGAAAUGCCGGAUAUUCAGAGCAGUGAUCAACUGAUCCCAGUGCAGGACACAAUAAGUGGCAAGAGCGUUCACAUGGAGAGAUCCAACAUAGAGUAUGUUAUUAUAGGUGACCAUAACAGUAUGGCAGUCACUGAGAGCUUGGAGGUUGAGGAGGAUACGGAGAUUGAGCCAGAAGUGAUUGGUUAAUAGAUGUGAAAAAGCGGGAAGGAGGGCAGACUCACAGUUUUGGAGAGCUGCAAGAUUGUCAACUCGCCUUACCGGCCCUGACCUAUAAUUGGACAGUCUCAGGUCCUCAGCAGGUGCUACCAAACGCACUGAAACAUUAUCCUUUAUCAUGGAUUUUUCUAAACCUGUGUGCGUUGAGGUGGCAAUGAUAUUUGAUACUGACUUGAUUGUUACUGAACAUGACUGCUAUGUUUCUCAUGUUUUAAUGGGUACAUCGAUAUUUAUUUGUUCAACAGAAAUGUAUGAAAGCAAAUAUGUUGACUGACAUUGCAAUUGUUGCAAGUCUUUUAUAAGCUUAAGCUUUCUGUAAUGAUACAUAAGUAUUGUUUACAGUCUUAUGUCUUUCAGUAAUAUUUGUAUAUAUAACUUAACUUAAUAGCUAUUAAUAUUAAUUGUCAUAGAUACUCCUGAUGUUUCAAUAGAUAUUCUGUGAUAGCAUCUCAGUGUAUUCCUUUAUUCUUUUUUUUCUGUUUUUUUGGAAUGUCUAAUAAUUUUAUCUAUGUUUCUAGGUGAUAUUACCUGUAAGGUACUGUACAGUCAUGUUUGUAUACUGAAGAAGGAAUGUAGCUGACACAUUUGUGUUCCUGGAGUAAUAUUUUGAAAUAAAUUUGAAAUUUGAAAUUAAACCAAUUAGAGUUCUCUCUCAGCUGGUGUAGCUUCCAAGACUAAAAUAUUACAAAAUUAAAGGUCUUUACUCUAUAUAAGUACCAAUUUGCUUUGGUACUUAUUCAUUUAUAAAGCAAUUUGGAUUUUUUUUGGGUUUUUUGCCACCUUAUCUCUGUUGUUUGAUUCAACAAAAAGUAGUUGGUAAAUAUUUAUUGCGUUCCCAGUCUUAUUAUACACUCUCAGAAAUAAAGGUACAAAAGCUGUCACUGGGGCGGUACCUUUUUAAAAGGUACUGCCCCAGUGACCGCUUUUGUACCUUUAUUUCUGAGAGUGUAGUCUCUAUGUACCCUUAGUAACUAAUUUAGGUAAAACUGCUUUUGAAUAUGCUGCACCUUCAGAUUGGAACUCUCUUCAAAUGAAACUGCGGCUAAAUCAGUUGGUGUCUUUGAGUAAUUUUAAAACACUUAUGCGCACAAUGGGAAAUGAUUUAAUGAUUUACAAAUGCUUUGUACUUUUAUUGAUAGUUUAUUGUUGUGAUGUAGUGUUGUUUGUUAUAUGUGACCCUGGACCACAAAACCAGUCUUAAGUGUACAUUUUUUUCGAAAUUGAGAUUUAAUAAGCUGAAUAAAUAAGCUUUCCGUUGAUGUAUGGUUUGUUAGGAUCAGACAAUAUUUGGCCGAGAUACAACUAUUUGAAAAUCUGGAAUCUGAGGGUGAAAAAAAAUCUAAAUAUUGAUAAAAUCGCUUUUAAAGUUGUCCAAAUGAAGUUCUUAGCAAUGCAUAUUACUAAUCAAAAAUGAAGUUUUGAUAUAUUUACGGUAAGAAAUUUACAAAAUAUCUUCAUGGAACAUGAUCUUUACUUAAUAUCCUAAUGAUUUUUGGCAUAAAAGAAAAAUUGAUAAUUUUGACCCAUACAAUGUAUUUUUGGCUAUUGCUACAAAUAUACCCCAGUGACUUAAGACUGGUUUUGU
Molecule: messenger RNA, 2410 nt
Organism: Onychostoma macrolepis
Lineage: Eukaryota; Metazoa; Chordata; Actinopteri; Cypriniformes; Cyprinidae
Exons: 5
Coding region: 127-795 (222 amino acids)
Biological process (GO): regulation of apoptotic process
Source: RefSeq, a predicted model, not a curated record